GCUGGGGGAGCAGUACUACCGGGAUGCCAUGGAGCAGUGCCACAAUUCCAACGCCCGGCUCUGGGGCUGGAUCAGGGAUGAGAUGAGGAUCAGGGUGAUGGGAAUGGCACUGAUCCCGCUGUUUUCCAGGCUGGGGGAGCAGUACUACCGGGAUGCCAUGGAGCAGUGCCACAGCUACAACGCCCGGCUCUGCGCCGAGCGCAGCGUCCGCCUGCCCUUCCUCGACUCCCAGACCGGCGUCGCCCAGAGCAACUGCUACAUCUGGAUGGAGAAACGGCACCGCGGGCCCGGCCUGGCCGCGGGACAGCUCUACUCGUACCCGGCGCGGCGCUGGAGGAAGAAACGCCGCGCCCACCCCCCGGAGGAUCCCCGGCUGGCAUUCCCCUCCAUCAAACCCGACACGGAUCAGAGCCUGAAGAAGGAAGGGCUCCUGUCCCAGGACGGGAGCAGCCUGGAGGCCCUGCUGAGGACGGACCCUCUGGAGAAACGUUCCCUGCCGGACCCCCGGAUGGACGACGACAGCCUGGGCGAGUUCCCCGUCGCCAACAGCCGCGCCAGGAAGCGGAUCCUGGAGCCGGAUGAUUUCCUGGACGACUUGGACGACGAGGAUUACGAGGAGGACACGCCGAAGAGGAGAGGGAAGGGCAAGGCCAAGGUCACCCCGGUGAUGCCGGCGGCGGUGCCGACGCCACCCGUCGUGCCUGCAGUUCACGCCGGUGAUGAUGGCUGCGGACACCCGUCGUGCCUGCAGUUCACGCCGGUGAUGAUGGCGGCGGUGAAGACGUACCGCUGGCAGUGCAUCGAGUGCAAGUGCUGCAACAUCUGCGGCACCUCCGAGAACGACCUGGGAAUGUUGGAAAUGCUGGGAAAUGCUGGGAAUGUUGGGAAUGCUGGGACUGGUGGGAGGAGGUGCCCGAUCCGUGCCCGUCCCUGCCCAGGGAGCUGGAGCUGCCACCUCUGCCUGGACCUGCUGAAGGAGAAGGCCUCGAUUUACCAGAACCAGAACAGCUCCUGAUCCUCAUCUUCAUCUUCCUCCUCC
Manacus vitellinus (golden-collared manakin) is the source of this 1039-nucleotide messenger RNA. RefSeq names its product zinc finger protein ubi-d4. Lineage: Eukaryota; Metazoa; Chordata; Aves; Passeriformes; Pipridae. The record is from RefSeq and is a predicted model, not a curated record. The annotation marks the transcript as partial. Gene Ontology annotation, biological process: nervous system development. Gene Ontology annotation, cellular component: nBAF complex. The transcript is spliced from 8 exons.